Capsella rubella is the source of this 627-nucleotide messenger RNA. Its product is annotated as 50S ribosomal protein L35, chloroplastic. The record is from RefSeq and is a predicted model, not a curated record. Gene Ontology annotation, cellular component: ribosome; large ribosomal subunit. The transcript has 3 exons. Gene Ontology annotation, molecular function: structural constituent of ribosome. Gene Ontology annotation, biological process: translation. The coding region runs from base 72 to 509 and encodes 145 amino acids. Lineage: Eukaryota; Viridiplantae; Streptophyta; Magnoliopsida; Brassicales; Brassicaceae.
UCUCUUCUCUUCUUCCUCAAUCGAAGCGAGUGCAAAAGAUAAAACAAAAGUCGCCGAGAGCACAAACACUAAUGGCUUCUCUCUCUAUGGCUUCCGUUAACGUUAGCUUCUCUCAUCCUCUACGCUCUUCGUCUCCAAAAGUUUCACUUCGCAGUUCCGUUCAAUUCGCGACGAGUCUUUCUUCAAGUCACUCCAUUUCUGGGCUUCGCGCUGUUUUGCCUCAGAAGAUUUCAAUUGUUGCUUCUCCCAAUUCCCAAAAGCUUCAGACUUUUACAGUUUUCGCUCAUAAGGGAUACAAACUGAAGACCCACAAGGCCUCAGCGAAGCGAUUCAGGGUGACGGGUAAGGGGAAGAUUGUGAGGAGGAGAUCCGGAAAGCAGCAUUUGUUAGCUAAGAAGAACAACAAGAGGAAAUUGCGUCUAUCGAAAAUGACCGAAGUGAACCGGAGCGACUACGACAACGUGAUCGGAGCUCUCCCCUACUUGAAAGUCAACCGAAAGGCUACUUAAGCAGAGCCGGAUAGAUCCUUUUCUUACCUGCAUUUCUCAUUUUGUAAUCUAAGUUGUGGUAAUAUCCAUCCUUUUGUAUUGUGAUAUAAUUUGGUCAAUGAGUUGAUUUUGUUUCGUA